AUGGAGGCAUUUAAAGUAGCAAGUGAAGGAGUUGGUAUGCAACUUGAGUUCAUAUGGAAGAAUAUCAGAGAACCUUUGAUAGUGCCAAUGUUGAGAUGGACAGUGUAUUUGUGCUUAGGUUUGUCAUUGAUAAUGUUGGUUGAAAAAGUAUACAUGGCAAUUGUCAUUUGUUAUGUGAAGUUGUUUAAGAGAACACCAGAGAAGUGUUAUAAAUUUAAGGCUAUUGAGGAUGAUGUUGAGUUGGGAAACUCUAAUUAUCCCAUGGUUCUUGUUCAAGUUCCAAUGUACAAUGAAAGAGAGGUUUAUCAGCUAUCAAUUGGUGCUGCAUGUGAACUCUCUUGGCCUUCUGAUAGAAUCAUCAUACAAAUUCUUGAUGAUUCCACUGACCCAACCAUCAAGGUGAUUGUAACAAGUGAACCAAAAAAAAUGCAGGAGUUAGUACAGGAAGAAUGCCGUAGAUGGCGAAACAAAGGUGUGAACAUAAAGUAUGAAGUUAGGGACAACAGAAAUGGGUACAAAGCUGGUGCUCUAAAGGAGGGAAUGAAACAUAGUCAUGUCCUACAAUGUGAAUAUGUUGCCAUCUUUGAUGCUGAUUUUCAACCUGAACCUGAUUUUCUCCUCCGAACCAUCCCUUUUCUUGUCAAUAAUCCUGAGAUUGGUCUCGUUCAAGCUCGCUGGAAGUUUGUGAAUGCAAAUGAAUGUUUAAUGACGAGGAUGCAACAAAUGUCACUUGAUUACCAUUUUAAGGUGGAACAAGAAGUAGGGUCUUCCACUUAUGCCUUCUUUGGCUUCAAUGGGACUGCUGGUGUAUGGAGAAUUUCGGCGUUGAAUGAAGCGGGUGGAUGGAAAGAUAGAACCACCGUCGAAGACAUGGAUUUGGCUGUACGUGCUAGUCUCAAAGGAUGGAAAUUCCUAUAUCUCUCCAAUUUACAGGUUCCAUUUUCUUAA
Molecule: messenger RNA, 948 nt
Organism: Medicago truncatula (barrel medic)
Lineage: Eukaryota; Viridiplantae; Streptophyta; Magnoliopsida; Fabales; Fabaceae
Product: glucomannan 4-beta-mannosyltransferase 9
Exons: 5
Coding region: 1-948 (315 amino acids)
Cellular component (GO): Golgi apparatus
Molecular function (GO): mannan synthase activity
Source: RefSeq, a predicted model, not a curated record